Molecule: messenger RNA, 726 nt
Organism: Acanthamoeba castellanii str. Neff
Lineage: Eukaryota; Discosea; Longamoebia; Acanthamoebidae
Product: NFX1type zinc finger-containing protein 1, putative
Exons: 6
Coding region: 1-726 (241 amino acids)
Cellular component (GO): nucleus
Molecular function (GO): zinc ion binding
Source: RefSeq, a predicted model, not a curated record
AUGGGCGGCUGCAUGCUCAAGUGCGACUCGCGUUUGCCCUGCGGCCACGCCUGCACCCUGAACUGUCAUCCGGAUGACUCGCUGCAUGAAGAGAUCAAGUGCUAUAGCAAGUGCGCCAAAAAACGGGAGUGUCAGCACGCCUGUCCGCUAAAGUGUUGGCAGCCAUGCGGCGACUGCCGCGUGCGAGUACGCAAGACGCUGCCCUGCGGUCACACGACCAGCCAGCCGUGCUAUCUCGCGCCGGAGCUAUGCGUGUGCGACUAUCCGUGCACCAAGGGCCUGCCGUGUGGCCACAACGCAGUCGUGCCUUGCCACCAGGCACCUGAGCUGGUGGUCUGCAAGGCCAAGUGCGAGGCAGUGUUGCCCUGCGGACACCCGUGUACGGGAACGUGCAGCUCGUGCGAGCAGGGCAACAACCACGUCGCAUGCACCAAGAAGUGCGAGCGGACACUCGUGUGCGGACAUCCGUGCGACUCGCCGUGCGUCAAAGACUGUCCGCCGUGCAAGAGGAAAUGCGCCAACAAGUGCGUGCACAGCACGUGCAACCUAAAGCACGGAGCCUUGCGCCUGGCGCUGCGAGCACGUGACGUGUCCGUCACUCUGCGGCGAGCCGUGCGACCGCCCUCCUUGCAACGAGCCCUGCAAGUUGGCGCUUCCCUGCGGCCAUCCCUGCAUUGGUCUCUGCGGCGAGCCGUGUCCUACGUGGUGCUUCACCUGCACCCCUGA